Penicillium coprophilum is the source of this 1146-nucleotide messenger RNA. Its product is annotated as DUF3431 domain-containing protein. The record is from RefSeq and is a predicted model, not a curated record. Bases 1 to 1146 code for a protein of 381 amino acids. The transcript has a single exon. NCBI's taxonomy places the organism in Eukaryota, Fungi, Ascomycota, Eurotiomycetes, Eurotiales, Aspergillaceae.
AUGGGCCGAAAAGUACAAAGAUCAUUGAUCCAACUAAUUUUCUUUCUUUGCAUUCUCUUUCUGAUCUUAUACCUAAAUCGCCCGCAAUCAACCAAAGACAAACUUUUUGCCUGGACAAAAAUUCGCUACAAAACAACCUCAUCCAUCAUCCCGGAAGCCCGCGGAAUCUGCCCAGGCCUAGCAGAAACAACCAAGCCAGCCUUGAUAGUCUCCCAUGUCUCCACCGACGGUGACCCAUCCUGGCUAGAACCCCUCCGCACACAGUACCAUGUAUGCAUGUACCAUGUGGACGCGCCAGCAGACAAAACAUCCAAACUGCUUCAAGUUCCCGCAAAUCGUGGACAUGAAGCAAUGGCCUAUCUAACCUUCCUAAUCGACAACUACGCGGACAUACCAUCCGCCGGCGCUGUUUUUGUGCAUGGCAGCCGCUGGGCUUGGCACAACGACAUCCCGGACUACGACAACGCUGCGCUCCUCCGCAACCUGAAUGUCCGCGCCGCGCUGCAGCCAGCUGGGUAUAGCAAUCUACGCUGCGACUGGAGUGCCGGAACGUGUCCUUCUUCCGUGCCGCCGCAGGGCAGUCUUGAGACAAGGCUGUCAAGUGCUGUAUCGCCGUGGAAUCCACGCGCGGCAUCGGAUUUAGCACUGCCAAAGGCGCUUGGCCAUAUAUUUGGCGGGGAUGCCGACGCACGUGUCAAUGAGAUUCGCAGUGCCUUCCAUCUCUAUCUUGGUCGGAAUGACGCCGUGCGCGCGCAGUGCUGUGCCCAGUUUGUUGUUUCCCGCGAGCGGGUCUGGCAGCAUAGCCGGGAUGAGUAUAUUGCGCUUCGGCAGUGGCUACUUGAUGGGAGUGACGAUGGGGUUGCACGGAAUGUUCAGCGUGGCUCUAGGGCUGCACCUGGUGAUGACCUUGUGGCUGGUCGAAUCCUUUCGUACCUUUGGCAUAUUCUUUUCGCGAACUAUGGGGAUGAUGGGGCCAUUGAUCUUGACCAGUUGAAUCGCGAUGCUUGUCCCAGUGCUUCCGAGUGUUAUUGUCGAUUGUAUGGCAAGUGUGAUUUGAAGUGCCGGGGUCCAGGGAGCUGUAAAGGGCAAUAUUCUAUGCCUAAGAACUUCAAACUACCCGAGGAUUGGGAAAAGACGCAUUCAUGA